AGAAGCAGAAACUGGUAUAAUAUGUCAAAACGCAGGUCUGUCUGUCAGUAAAGUGUUGAUAGAAACUGAAGUUAAUCGUCUUCAGGAUUUGUUUUGUAUUCAGUGUUUACUCACCUAUUGAACAUGGGGUUCCUGUUGACCAAGAUGAUGUCUGUGUUCGGAGACAAAGAACACAAAGUUAUCAUAGUGGGUUUGGAUAAUGCUGGGAAAACAACAAUCCUCUACCAGUAUCUGACAAAAGAGGCCGUCCACACGUCACCCACCAUUGGCAGCAACGUUGAGGAGAUCAUUGUCCGCAACACUCACUUCAUGGUUUGGGACAUCGGGGGACAGGAGAGUCUGAGGGCCAGCUGGUACUCCUACUACUGCAACACAGAGAUUGUCAUUCUGGUUGUGGACAGCACCGACCGUGAAAGGCUGACUGUAACAAAAGAGGAGCUGCAUAGAAUGCUUGCUCAUGAGGACCUGCAAAAUGCUGCCAUUCUAGUUCUGGCAAAUAAGCAAGACAUAAAGGGCUCGAUGACAGCGGCGGAGAUCUCUCAGUGCCUCACGCUCGACUCCAUCACAACACACUCCUGGCAUGUCCAAGCCUGCUGCGCUCUAACUGGAGAAGGUCUUCCUGCCAGCUUGGACUGGAUGAAAGCGCACGUUGUUGCAAAAUGAUGCUCCCUAGAGUGGAUCGAACUUCUUAAAGAAAACUGAGCCUCCCCCUAUCUGUGCUAAGGAGGCUGCAUUGUCAGUAUGAUUUACAGCAAUUCGGGCCAGUGUAAUAGAAUCUGAAGCAAAGCCGACUCGCCACUCCGGCUUUGUUUUUGCAAAGGAGAGCUGAUUUGAUUCAGCCUCAGCACGAACAUAAACCUUAGAGGUUUUAGAGCUAUUUUUUUAAAUAUAAUUCUUACUGAUCUAUGCCUUUGUAUGUUGAUAAUGCGUCAGUUGAUGUUUACUUUCUCCUUUUUUUAAUCUUAAACUAUGUUGCACUGCUCCAUCUUUUUAGGAGAAAUGCAUAAAAGUCCGGUAAAACAACCCCUAUCCCAUUAGGAUGCAUUCAUAAAAUAACCACUUUUAUCGAUCUUAAGCCCAUCGAUUGUGCAAAACCUUCCACAGAAAUACAAAUAAGGGAGAAGAGUUCUAUGUAAAGACAUGUCUGUCUGGUUUACAAAAUUAUAAAUAUCACAACAAAACAGUUCCUUUAAGUGGAAUGUAUUUAAAUAAUUAUAUAUGCACGCUUCAGAGGGGUCAAUUUCUCUUCUUAGUGAUAAAAAAAUUUGAAGAAUC
Molecule: messenger RNA, 1275 nt
Organism: Cyprinodon variegatus (sheepshead minnow)
Lineage: Eukaryota; Metazoa; Chordata; Actinopteri; Cyprinodontiformes; Cyprinodontidae
Gene: arl5c
Product: ADP-ribosylation factor-like protein 5B
Exons: 6
Coding region: 124-663 (179 amino acids)
Biological process (GO): intracellular protein transport; vesicle-mediated transport; protein localization to Golgi membrane
Cellular component (GO): cytoplasm; trans-Golgi network
Molecular function (GO): GTPase activity; GTP binding
Source: RefSeq, a predicted model, not a curated record